This is a messenger RNA of Cyphellophora attinorum, 1110 nucleotides long. RefSeq lists its product as uncharacterized. The transcript is spliced from 2 exons. The record is from RefSeq and is a predicted model, not a curated record. The coding region runs from base 1 to 1110 and encodes 369 amino acids. NCBI's taxonomy places the organism in Eukaryota, Fungi, Ascomycota, Eurotiomycetes, Chaetothyriales, Cyphellophoraceae. Gene Ontology annotation, cellular component: nucleus.
AUGUCCGACUCGGACCUCUCAGACGCGCCGAGUUUCGAGGUCCCACCGGACUUUGAACUCGAGAACAGUCUUCGGCGCGAGUUCAACCGCGCGCACGAAAGAAAUGAGGAUCCUACACUACGCACCAUUCGUGCAGCCUCGGAAAAGAAGCUCCGUCUGCCAGAGGGCUUCUACAAAGGACAUACGACGUGGAACCAGAAGAGCAAGGAAAUUGUCCAUGAUCAGGCCGAGAACGAGAAAGAAGUUCCUAGCUCACCAGAGCUCAAGUCGAAGUCCAAGGCGAACGCGAAGGCCGCCCCUCCACCACGAAAACGCAAGUCCACCGAUCCACCUAGUCCAGCGCCGAAGAAACGCAAGACAGAGCCGGCAGAGUCCGACGACUCAGAUCGGGAGUCAUCGGCCCUGAGUGAUGCAGACUCCGAAGGCGUGUCUCGACAGAAAGCCAAAGCCAAGCCGAAUAAGCCCAAAGCAGCCAAGGUUACCAAGGCGAAGCCAGCGGCGUCUGCCAAAAAGAAUAGCAAGGCCGCCACUGUAUCAGACGACGAUGACAGCGACGAUCCCAGAGAGACGGCACCAAGCAACGACGAAUCCGAAAACGCCGAGUCAGACAGCGAGAUGUCGGUAGUGCUCGACGAAGAUCCUAAACCCAAGAGGAAGCCCAAGACCAAAAGUACCGCUCCGAAAGGCAAGUCCUCGAAGCCUGCCUGGAAACCCGCCAAGAGCAAAUCGACGACAGAAGACGAUCCUGAUCAAGCAGAGAUCAAACGGCUUCAAGGCUGGUUGGUCAAAUGUGGGGUCCGCAAGGUAUGGGGCGCAUACCUCAAGCCUUAUGAAACACCAAAGGCCAAGAUCAAGCAUCUCAAGGAAUUGCUUGCGGACGUAGGCAUGACUGGCCGCUAUUCCGUCGAGAAAGCGGCGUCCAUCAAGGAGGCCAGAGAGCUUGCUGAAGAUCUGUCAGCCGUCCAAGAGGGCGACCAGCGAUGGGGAACUGCUGGAAAGGCAUCCUCGGCGGAAGAUACCGCUGAUGAGAAACCCAAGUCCAAGGGCCGCUUGCAGCGCGGUAGAGCACAUUAUGAUUUUCUUAGUAGCGAUGGUGAGGAAACAAGCUGA